Molecule: messenger RNA, 1642 nt
Organism: Medicago truncatula (barrel medic)
Lineage: Eukaryota; Viridiplantae; Streptophyta; Magnoliopsida; Fabales; Fabaceae
Product: protein CDI
Exons: 2
Coding region: 567-1352 (261 amino acids)
Source: RefSeq, a predicted model, not a curated record
AUAUACUACGCGUCAAUCUUCACGAUUCAUAGCAAUAGCAUCAAAUCAAUCACAAUCCCUAGAUUUACUCGAUAUAGUAUUAUUUGUGUGAACAAAAUAUAAUCCUCCACUGUCGGUGUGAAAUAAUCACGUUACCGCUCAAUCCUCUCUCUCUUUAUCUUCCAAAUAUCCUCAAUUUUUCCAAACUAGUCCAACAACACUUGUCCCUUCCUUUCUUUCUUCGGGUAAUUGGGUUUUCAUUCUUCAUUUUUGUUUUCUUUGAUGUAUAAGGUAAUGUUUUGAAAUUAAUCAAUUAUCACAUUAUUACAACAACUGGGUCAUUCUGAAAAUUGUAAAAGAUUACAUUUUUUCACUGUUUUUUUGUAUAUGAUCAAAUGGGUGUGUUUGAUUUGAUGUAUUUGAAUCAUAACAACAAUUGGGUCAUUUUUUGUCCCCUCCAUCUUCUCUACAAAACCCAUUUAAAAAUAUCAGGAACAGACAACCUUCGCCGGUGACCACCACGCCGGAGCUUGCAACCACCGCGCCGGGAAAGAGCUUGCAACCUGGGCUGUUGUCUUCAUCAAGAGAUGAGUUUGAGCAAUGGUAAAAACCAGUCACCAUUACCAACUAGUAAUGGUGAUGGUAAUGGAAUAGGUGCACCCUUCAAGAUCUUUGUGGGUUAUGAUCCACGUGAAGACAUUGCAUUUCAGGUAUGUCGUCAUUCAAUCAUGAAAAGGUCUUCAAUUCCUGUUGAGAUCAUACCAAUUAAGCAAUCAGAUCUGAGAAAAAGUGGUCUUUACUGGCGUGAAAGAGGUCAAUUUGAGAGCACUGAGUUUUCUUUUACAAGAUUCUUAACACCUAGUUUGGCAAAUUAUCAAGGUUGGGCUAUGUUUGUGGAUUGUGAUUUUCUUUAUUUAGCUGAUAUUAAGGAAUUGGUAGAUUUGAUUGAGGAUAAGUAUGCUAUUAUGUGUGUUCAACAUGAUUAUACUCCAAAAGAGACUACAAAGAUGGAUGGUGCUGUUCAAACUGUGUAUCCUAGAAAGAAUUGGUCUUCAAUGGUUUUGUAUAACUGUGGUCAUCCUAAGAACAAGGUUCUUACUCCUGAUGCUGUGAAUUCUCAGACUGGUGCUUUCCUUCAUAGGUUUCAAUGGCUCGAGGACGAUGAAAUUGGUUCUGUACCUUUUGUUUGGAAUUUUCUUGAAGGACAUAAUAGGGCUGUUGAGAAUGAUCCAACUACUUCACCUAAGGCUAUCCAUUAUACUCGUGGAGGGCCGUGGUUUGAGGCUUGGAAGAAUUGUGAAUUUGCUGAUCUAUGGCUGAAUGAGAUGGAAGAGUACCUUACUCAAGCCAAAAAAGAAAAAUCUGAUAAUUAGAGAUUUGAAGAUGCAUUUGGAUGUUUUAGUAUUGAUAUCUGUUUAGAGUCGGUCAAUUAUGGCUAUGUAUUAUUCUUUAUGUCAAAUUUGUUAUUCUGCUAAGUUUGUAUCUGAUGAUGCAAGUUAUGAGAAUAGGAGUAUGAAUGUUGCUAGUUCAUAUCUUAUGUAAAUGCCUUUCAUGAUGUAUUUGAUUUUUUAUUUGUUUAAUGACCUCUGGAGGCCCUGACAAGAGGUCUAAGAAUAACUUUGUAUUGAGUGUUUUAAACAACAGGGCUUUAUUGUUGCGAUUA